Messenger RNA from Malus domestica (apple), 7593 nucleotides. NCBI's taxonomy places the organism in Eukaryota, Viridiplantae, Streptophyta, Magnoliopsida, Rosales, Rosaceae. The record is from RefSeq and is a predicted model, not a curated record.
CCAGAUGCGACAUCAGAAGAACUCACCGCAAAACUAUCCACUCUGAGACUAAGCGAGGCGAAGAGUGACGAGAGGAAGAGAGAACAAACGGCUGGAAAAGAAGGGAACCAAAUGCAACGGGGUAAAAAUUCGACUAAAAGCAGUGAAAAAGGAAGUGAAAAAUGAAGAGAAAGCAACGAUGACAGAGGCGUGGAAGUAAAGGGCACAACCGUCCUUUAACUGUGGAAAGCAGGAAUGAAAACCAACAGAAGGAAAACUUUUAAGGGCAAUUUCGCCAUUUUACUGCUCUAAAACAGUACCACCGAGUUUGGGGGUUUUAGUAUAUAUAGAUGUGCAUUGUUUGUUUUUUCCUUCAAAGUAAUAUAAUAUGAGUGUGAGGAUUUAGUGUAGAUUUCAACCCCGGAACUCAGGACCGGCCAAGCUCUCCCCAAACCUGCAAUGGUGUCCAAACUAGCUAGGAAGGACUCUAGAAAACCUGAGCCGGACCGUCCUGCAGCGAUUCUAGAAACUCCAGAGGCUAUAGAGGCUAUAGGCGAAAAUUUGUGGGAAACUGCUUAUGGACCGAUUCGGCGGCCUUUUACAUUGUUUGGAUUUCCUCGUGCAUCGAGUCAACAAGAUAUCAUUGGAAUUCCUCGUGCAUUGAGUCGACAGACUCCUCCACCAAGUUGGCAGCGUCCUCCACUGAGUCGACAGACUCCUAUUGCCAGAAAUUUGUUUGGAACGGAACCAGAUUCAGAGCGUCGUAUCUUUGGAAUUCCUCGUGCAUUGAGUCGACAAACUCCUCCGCCAAGUUGGGAGCGUCCUCCACUGAGUCGACUGACUCCUAUUGCCAGAAAUUUGUUUGGAACGGAACCGGAUUCAGAGCGUCGUACACCGAUUUUGGAGGCUUAUGUGAUUUCAGAGUCUCCGUCUAGCUCGGAGACGAAUAGCAAUGAGACGAGAGUGGUUCUGGGGUCUCCAUCUACCUUGGCUGAUCGUAUAUUGAAUUCUUAUAAACCAAAUGUUUGCGAGGAGUUUAGGCUAACAUAUAAUCCUGAAUAUAUGAAUUGUAUAAGAAGAAAUUUUGAUGACUUCAACCUCGGUACCACUUCGUUUCCAACUCUAAAAGAGGUUUUUCCAGAAACCUACACCGACUAUCUUGAGGUAACCCAUAUUCCCUCUCAUCGUUUAAUACGACAAAUCCAAGAUAAACUAGGUGCAAUUUGUCUGUCCUAUAACAAUAAGAAGUUUGAGGAGUGCAAAUUUGUCCUGCCAAGCCGCCAUCCUAAAUACCAUGUAUACAUUCCUGAAAUUGAUCGAAUCGUGUUGCGUCUCUGUAAACAAGAGCGCAUGUUCGAAGUUUCGUCUCAACAAUCAAGUUUUCUGGGGACUUUUGAGGUUCUACGCAUAGUGGUUAAUCUCUUGAUAACUGAUUCUUUUCUUACGAAGCGCGGCUUAUUUUAUCAAGCUCCAUUGUUAUUCGGUAAACAAAGAGUUUCAGAUAACUUAAUUGAAGAUGUGUCUUGCAUGUUAGAAUGCAGCCGCGAAAGUCUCCAUAUUACCGCUGCAAAGACUGGUCAAGUCAUUGGUGAUUUACGGUUUGAUGAAGCUGAUGACAAUGAAGUCCGUUGUGACCGUGGAAUUCAAAUUCCAGAUGAUGUAGAACAGAUAGAAAAUACAAGGACUCAAAAUGCCAAGUUUAUAUUGUUAGUGGAGAAGGAUUCCGUUUUCAAUAUUUUGAAGAAGGAAAAAUUUUGCAACAAUGUUGACUGUAUUGUUAUUACUGGAGAAGGACAGCCGUCGGUCAAUACAAGAUUGUUUUUAAGGAUUAUUCAAAGAGAGUUGAAGCUUCCCAUUUUCGGUGUUUUCGAUUGUAAUAUCAGGGGAUUUGAGAUGCUGUCUAUCUACCGUUGGGGGUCAAGAAAUAGGUCUUAUGAGAGUGAAAGAUUGGCAAUACAUGAUAUACAAUGGUUGGGUUUACGACCAUCACAGUUGAAAUCAUAUAAGAUACCAACAAAGUGCAUUCAACCCCUCAAAGAAAAGGAUUCUACAAAAGCCUUUAAGAUGUAUAGUGAAUUGCCGUGGGCAAGAGACACAGAAUGGCGUCGGGAGCUACUAAUAGUGAUGAACGAUGAGGAAACAGCUGAACUUGAGUCUUUGAAUUUUGACAACCCAAGAGGUGUGGUAAAAUUUUUGAUUGAAAGGCUAAAAGAGAUGGAUUUUAUCGGAAAGCGAUUCGGCAAAGAUAAUUGAUGCUCCUGACUGCGAUUGUAUUGUUUAUGAAUUAUCAGUGAGCCACUAAUUACAUUUUCUUAUCUGUGUUGUGAUUUUGGUGGGGAUUGGGAGAGAAAUCAAGAUGUGGCUUUUGGUGCUUUAUAGAAAUUAAUGAAUUGGUAUAUUAGUUUUUUUGGUCAAAAACUGGUAUAUUUUAAUUAUGCAUGUCCAUUGAUUUUUUUCGGCUCAUCUUACCUUAUCGGCGCCAUCUUCUUCCUUCUUUAGAUUCUCCGAUUGAUUUUUUAUUUUUUUUGUCUGAAAUUUUAAAUUAUCGAGUUAUGAUGAGAUCAGAAAUGAAUCCAACGGUGAUGGCAGAGCCCUGAUGUGCUCCGCAGUUGAACCCCACGGGGCCUUCUCAGUCGCCGCCACCGCUCGCUCCAAUUUCCCGACCCCCUCAUCUCAACCCUGCUGCAAGGUCCUCUCUCUAGGUUUGAAUAAUUGCUGCGUCUUGUGUUUGGUUUCUGAGAAAAUGGAAGAAAAAAUGAAAUUUGGAAAACUAUUGUGUAAACUGACUAGUCUUAUGCUGCUAAUUAAUUUCAAUUAAUGUGAUAAUCUAGUGUGUAUUUUGUUUCAGAGGCUGCGGUUAGGGCAUUUGGGUGAAAUAGUUAGUUUGAAAUCUCAGGGUUUUAUGAAAAAUUGUAAAAUUGCAGGGAUUGAAGUUAAUGUGGAUAAAGUUGAAUUAUUUAGAGAUUGAUGUGCUUUGCAGCUUGGGUCUUAUGUCGUUUAGCGAGUUGUUGCUUAUUGCCAUGCUGUGUGAUUUCAGUUUUGCCCAUUUCAGUGUUGUAUAUAAUUUUUCGUCCAACUGAUAUUAAUAACACAAUCAUUUAGGAAUUUUGACUGUAAAUAAUGCUUGCUUGUGGCCGGAUUGGUUUCUAAUCGAGCAAGCAUUUACUUAUACCGGUGCGGCAUUUAUGAAGUUGUGCCCCCUUAGAUUCAACACAAAGUAGAACAAAGUAGCUUUUAGACCUACUGCAAAACGGAAAGGCUCUUCCUUGAGGGUCGUUAGAUCAGUCUUAAAUAAUCGGAAGUUGAGCAUUAGUGACAAUGGAGCUUCUGAACCUGCGAGGAUUCUUCUCGAGAGGUUGUUUGCACAGACACAGAAACUGGAAGAACAGAUGAACAGAAGUAGGGACAUUGAUUGUACAUCCUCUGAUCCUGGUAGUGGCCCACGGGUAGGUUAUCUGACGUGUUGUCGCAGGCAGACAUUUGGCUAGAACGUGCUGAGCUGCUCCAAAGCCUUCUAGGAUCCGGAACAGCUGCUUCCCUAGAUGAUAUUGCCGAUAAGGAGUCAUCUCCCCAUCUCCGUCAUAGGCUGAUUGUGGAUGAACGGUACAGCAUGGCUGUAUAUACAUGCAAAAAGUGCAGGGUAGAUGGACUUUGGUAGUUAAGUCUGUUGCUUUGUUUAACUGUAUAUUUUUUCUUUGGAAUGAUUAUGUUAUGAAUGUGUGGGGCUUCUGUCAGAUUGAUGUUGUCCCUGUUGCCUGGGGACAUGCUUUGAUUUGGCAGCACUAUGCACAAGCUCAUGUAAAGUUCAAGAUUCGGCUGCAGCACUAUGCACAAGCUCGUGUGAAGUUCAAGUAUGUUUAGUUUAGAUUUGGCAUGAAAAAGGAUAUGGAACCUUUUUAAUCAAUAAGGAUGAGUUUUGCUUUCCCUUCUACUCUUGCUCUCCCCUCUUGCCCCCCCCUUCUCUUUUUGUUAUAUCUAUAUGUUCAUGUUUAUCCUUGCUGAGGUAUGUAUGGUACAGGUGCUUAGUAAUGCUUCCACAUAUUGUGCCAAAUAUUUUGCGGGUGCUGUGUGAUCUAGUGUUUGAGACAAUUUUGUCCAAGUUCUAAGCCUGGAGUUUUAUAGCUCUUUCUAUUUUCCAAUGGGAGUUUUAAGCUCUUCAACUGAAAAUGUUGUUUAUUACUUAUACUAGGUUAUUUUACCUUUAAAAGAACAGAUAGACCAGUGAGGCUUUUAGAAUUUCUUCUUCAGCGGACAGGAAGAUUGAUAAUAAGCAUGAUAAUCCGUGUUAAUUUUCAAUUUCUGUGUAAACUUGAGUUAGGAGAAACUCAACUCCAUACAGAGUCAAUCAAACUGAGAGUAACAGGAAAAUCUCAUCUUUACUCACCAUUGGGCUUGUUUGCCAAUAGGAAGAAAAAUUAGGUGUUUGUUAAAUUUGAGAUGAGGCAUCUCUUGGUACCCAUUUGGUUUUGGAUCGGUGUUGAUUGAGACUGUCCAUUUCCAUAAUGGCUAUACUGUGAUGAAACCUCAUGUUCUAUACAGUGCAUGCAUGAUACAUGAUGUAUAGAUAUAUUAUGAUUGACAUCUCUUGUUGUGGUCCUGGGAUGGCAGAGAGGCACUGUAGUGUUGCUCAUGUAUCAGGUCCUGGUUAUGUUAAUUGAGUUUAUUCUAAACAUGAUUCUAAACAUGAGAGUCUUGCAUUCCAAAACACUUCUGCUCAUGUAUGGGGCACCUUUAGUCUAUUAUGUGCACUGGAAUUUAGAUUCUAAUAAUAAAUCUGUGCUCAUGUAAUGAACACACUUUUCUGAAGCUGUCAUUGUGUAUAAACUGGAAAUGCAAAUUAUAGUGCAGGUAUGAACAUUUGGCUAAAAGUGCACCAACAAUCUUGGAUGAUUCUGUUUCUGCUGAUGCAUAUCUCAAUGUAUUGCACAUGCCUACUAUAUUUCCUCGUUCAGAGCGAUCCAGGCGUUCUCACGAAUCUGCCAAUAGAAUUCCGCUCAUAUUUCGGACUUUGAAGAUGGACCUCUCAGCAACUUAGACAGCAUACGAUAUAUGUUGAAUGUGCCAACUAUUUACGAGAAGUAAGUUUCACCUUCCUUCUAUGCUCAAACUAGCAUUUUAAGUUUGGUACAUUGACCUAGUAUCUCAAUUUACAGAUUUUGGAUGACAACGAACUGAAUUUAUAAACUGUGUAUGUUGGCAUUUUUUUUACGCUUACAUUCAUCUAGAGUACGAGUUAAGGAUGUUAUUCUCGCUAAUUCCCUUUCCUGUUAUGUUCCCAUGUAUUGUGGAAUUGGUCCCGCCUAAGUUAUCCAAUGUAAUCCUCAAAAAGGCCACCAGGUGUUAAAUCCAUGGCUGAAGUUGCGAGAUCGUAUAAUGAUUCUGAUGGCCCACAUUCGAAAUAUUCACUUUUUGGAAAUCCAAAUGACCCCUGAAACAUUCAGGUCCGAGUGGUUCUUUACUAAAAAAGCAAAGAACCGAAAGAAGACUUUCCAAAUAUAAGGAAAUUAUGAGAAAUAUUUGUUUAUGUAUGCUGGAAUAGCAUCUUUACUAUCUUUGAAGUUUUUACGCAUAAAUUAUCUGGUUUUGGGGAGCAUAUUAAACAGAAAUUUCCCCUAUUGCAUUGGAGGGAGGGGUUGUUAUGGGUGGCAAGUCUGUUUAUCUUUUGAUUGGUUUUGGGAUAAUGUUGUCAUCAUGCUGCUGGCAAAGAAAGGCGACAUUACCGUUUCCAGUCACUGAUUGCUGUGAUUUAACAGAUCGAUAGACGAAGGAAACCUCAUGGAUGCUCUUGCACUAUCUUAUCACUUUCUACGUAAUAGAGCUUCCAAUUACUUCAGCUAAUCAUUGAAAGUGGGGAAGAAAAUCAGUCAGUCCCUGUACAAUCUAACGGUUAUGGAGGGAGUAGCAUCUGGAGCAAUAGUUGGCAGUAUUGUCUGCGGUUGAAGGGUAAACAAGUGGCUGUUAGACUUGCUCUCAAAUAUGUAAUGUCAUGGGUAUAUAAGUUACCUGGUGAAUGUUAGCUCAAAUGAAUUGUACUAGUAUAUCUGUUUAUGGCUCCCAUCAUCUUUGAUCAGAUUUGUUACAUUUGCAAGCAGCAUUUUGUUCCAGUAAUGAAAAUGUUCUUAUUUGAUAAUUCAGCCUAUAAAUGUGGUUCUAGUUUCUCAUAAAAAAAGCACUUAUAUACAUGGUCAUUUGUUAAUUUCAGAUAUUGCAGGAAGGUUUGAGUCUAUUUUUGGUCCUUGAAAAUGUCUUGUUCCUGUAAGUUGGGAGUAAAUUCUCCUGUCAGUCUCUCUGAGCCUCAUUAUUGUUAGUCUUUCCAUGGAAUCACAUGCUGUGAAUCAUCCAAAUCCUUCUCCUAUGUUUACAGUCUCAUUAACUGAGGUGUGGUUAAUGGUGUUACAAAUGCACUAAUUAUUAUAUUAGAAUCAUUAUAUUCUUAUUUCCAUAGAGUUUAUUGUAGUCUUACAAAUUUUGUUUCAGGUAUAUGCAUAGAAGGAAACUGGAUGCUGAUUUGGAUGUUCUCACAAUGUGUAGCUGCCGCCUACCUCAAAGUGAUUCCAUUAGGAAGGAGGUACUGCUUUCAUAUUUGAUAAAUUGUGUAUAUUCUAUUAAUGCUAAAUUGAUGUCUUGAUUACUUUAAGCUUGAUAAAGGUUUUAUAUGUUGCAUUAAUUUUACUUGGUGAACCGUAUCUUUUUGUUGUUGAUGUGAUUUUUUGGAUGCUUCGGUCAUACUUAUGAGACAAGCUUUGCAGAGGUACAGCCACAUUCUAAGUGCAGAUGAGCAGAGGUUAUAAUUCUGGCCUCUUUGGACUGAUGUGAAUGGUAAAAAGGUAGAACAUAUGGGAGCAUCCAUGGCAUAUGUUAAUUCUGGCCCUUUGUACUGAUAUGAAAAGUAAAAAAGUGCAUGGGAUUUGUGUGUUAAUCAGAUGAAAAAUGUGCUGAGGUCCCAACAAUUGCCUGAGAAUGCGUUAUGGAAGUAAUUGGUCAAGCGUAUCAUGCCACAGAGACGCUUGUACAGAUUGCAGUAUUAUUUAUCAUGGCAUGCUUGUGGGUGGUAGUGAUUUCUCAAGUAAUUUUGAAAGAAGUAGGGACAUUGAUCGUACAUCCUCUGAUGCUGGUAGUCAGUCCACGGGUAGGUUAUCUGAAGUGUUGUCGCAGGCAGACAUUUGGCUAGAACGUGCUGAGCUGCUCCAAAGCCUUCUGGGAUCCAGAAUAGCUGCUUCCCUAGAUGAUAUUGCCGAUAAGGAGUCAUCUCCCUGUCUCCAUCAUAGGCUGAUUGUGGAUGAACGGUACAGCAUGGCUGUAUAUACAUGCAAAAAGUGCAGGGUAGAUGGACUUUGGUAGUUAAGUCUGUUGCUUUGUUUAACUGUGUAUUUUUUCUUUGGAAUGAUUAUGUUAUGAAUGUGUGGGGCUUCUGUCAGAUUGAUGUUGUCCCUGUUGCCUGGGGACAUGCUUUGAUUUGGCAGCACUAUGCACAAGCUCAUGUAAAGUUCAAGAUUCGGCUGCAGUACUAUGCACAAGCUCGUGUGAAGUUCAAGUAUGUUUAGUUUAGAUUUGGCAUGAAAAAGGAUAUGGAACCUUUUCAAUCAAUAAAGAUGAGUUUUGCUUUCCCUUCUA